Molecule: messenger RNA, 1799 nt
Organism: Echinops telfairi (small Madagascar hedgehog)
Lineage: Eukaryota; Metazoa; Chordata; Mammalia; Afrosoricida; Tenrecidae
Gene: ACKR3
Product: atypical chemokine receptor 3
Exons: 2
Coding region: 70-1158 (362 amino acids)
Biological process (GO): angiogenesis; vasculogenesis; chemotaxis
Cellular component (GO): membrane
Molecular function (GO): G protein-coupled receptor activity; coreceptor activity; chemokine binding
Source: RefSeq, a predicted model, not a curated record
CGCACCGGCAGCCGCGCCCCAGCCCGGAGCCAGCCCGGAGGUCAUCCGAUUGCCCGCCAUCUGGAAGCCAUGGAGGCGCACAUCUUCGACUACCCGGAGCAGGGCAACUUCUCGGACAUCAGCUGGCCCUGUAACAGCAGCGACUGCAUCAGCGUGGACACAGUGCUGUGUCCCAACAUGCCCAACAAGAGCACGCUGCUCUACACGCUCUCCUUCAUCUACGUCUUCAUCUUCGUCGUGGGCAUGGUCGCCAACUCCGUGGUGGUCUGGGUCAACAUCCAGGCCAAGACCACGGGCUACGACACGCACUGCUACCUCCUGAACCUGGCCAUCGCCGACCUGUGCGUGGUCCUCACCAUCCCCGUGUGGGUGGUCAGCCUGGUGCAGCACAACCAGUGGCCCAUGGGCGAGCUCACCUGCAAGGUCACGCACCUCAUCUUCUCCAUCAACCUGUUUGGCAGCAUCUUCUUCCUCGCCUGCAUGAGCGUGGACCGCUACCUCUCUGUCACCUACUUCUCCGGCACGGCCAGCGGCCGCAAGAAGACGGUCCGUCGGGUCGUGUGCAUCCUGGUCUGGCUGCUGGCCUUCUGCGUGUCAAUGCCCGACACCUACUACCUGAAGACCAUCACCUCGGCCGCCAACAAUGAGACCUACUGCCGCUCCUUCUACCCGGAGCACAGCGUCAAGGAGUGGCUGAUCGGCAUGGAGCUGGUGUCUGUGGUCCUGGGCUUCAUCAUCCCUUUCUGCAUCAUCGCCCUCUUCUACUUCCUCCUCGCCAGGGCCAUCGCGGCCUCGGCCGACCCAGAGAAGCACAGCAGCAGGAAGAUCAUCUUUUCCUAUGUGGUGGUCUUCCUGGUCUGCUGGCUCCCCUACCACGCUGUGGUGCUGCUGGACAUCUUCUCCGUCCUCCACUACAUCCCCUUCACCUGCCAGCUAGAGAGCUUCCUCUUCACCGCCCUGCACGUCACGCAGUGCCUGUCGCUGGCGCACUGCUGCGCCAACCCCGUGCUCUACAGCUUCAUCAACCGCAACUACAGGUACGAGCUCAUGAAGGCCUUCAUCUUCAAGUACUCGGCCAAGACCGGCCUGGCCAAGCUCAUCGACGCCUCCAGGGUGUCGGAGACGGAGUACUCGGCCUUAGAGCAAAGCACCAAAUGAGGAGAGCGGGCGAGCGUCCGGAGCUCCGGGACCUCGGUCCGGGCGUGAACUUCAGAGGGCACUGGGCUGCCUCGCCUCCAAGAAGUCAAGCAGAGGGGCUUCCCCAGGGUCUCCGUGCGGGAGCAUUUGAAAAGAGGAACCUGUGUCCUUGGGCCUACCUGUCCCACGUGAGAGAGGACCUGUGUUUGGGCAGCUUCCCAUCCUGCAGCGCUGGGCCGGGUGGCCUGGACAAGGCGUCAAGCCUGCUUCAGGAAGAGCUUGCCCCAGCUUCUGUACAAUAGGACUUUCAGAGCCCCCUGCAUCUGUGUGUGUGUGUGUGUGUGUGUGUGUGUGUGUAUUUUUUCUAUGGUGAUUUGUAUUUAUAUGCUCAGACUUUAUUUUCUCACUCUUGAUGUAUCUUAUAAUGCCUCUGAAAUGGAAGUAUAUUUUAAAUACUGUUCGGGAGUGAGAGCGCAACGUGGGUUUGGCUUGCCGUAGCCAUAAGGGUUAGUUAGGCUUCAGUCCUGACUGACUGAGGGGGGUGUGGAAGUUAGCUGUUUUUGAAAUCAUAUAAAUAUGUCUAUGGAUCUAUAUAAAUGCUAUGCCAGGCUUGGGUGAGAGAUCUUUUAUUUACGAAAGUUUUAUAUCUGCGUGGGGCUUUG